AUGUAUAGUGCGAGUCGGGAAGUCAAAAGGGGCGCAUCUCACUUCAAGCUUAACACACCCGUAUCGCUGUCCAAUUGCAGCCUAGUUAGGGUGGUGAUAAAACCCACGCCUAUAUUAAGGCCAAAGAAAAUAAAGAUCAGAUUGUUCUGGUCCGAAACCUUGUCUGGACCAUAUACCUAUAAUGCACUAUCAUAUCACUUACCAAGGACCCAGCUUCAUAACCGUCACCAAAAUAUUGAUGGAGGGCAUACUCGGUGCAGUGCCCUCCAGCAGUCAAAGUGUUCAGCGACCGGAAAUGCAGCUAGAAAAAGGAGUGAGUUGGCUAUGGAAGAAAACACUCUGGAGCCCACGGCUUGGCCAAAUGUAAGCAAAUCUCAGCCCUUACAAGCACAAGAACUCGCUUACAUUACGAAACAGCAGAUGGAAUAUUUCGUGGUCUUCGUGGGUCUUCUAACGCUCUUCAACAGCGUCUUCGAUUCCCAGUGGCGGGAUUCGUUCCAUCGUCGCGAUACAUAUGUGACCGGGCCCCUGGCCUUUGGGCCUAUGAGCGAGCACCUUUGUUCUCUUUGCUUUCUUCCCACUUGCGUGCGCCGUAACCCCGAGUUGGUUGGCCCUAAACAUCUUUCGAUCACUCUGCGGCAUUUGCGCAUCCAGGGGUAUUUUGCAUUUAUCUAUCGCUCUCCCUUGACGCGGGGUCGGAUUAUGGCUCUUUCAAUGGCAGUCACUGCUGCUGGCCUGCAAUUUGGCCCUGUAUUUGCUGGUUCCGUUGCAACGGUAGGAUGGAAGUGGGUCUUCGGAGUGUCAGUUAUCCUUGCCGGUGUAGCUCUCGUUCCUGUUUUGUUUCUCCCAGAGACAUAUCAGCCGGCUCUAUCGCAUCAGCCGGGGCAGCGAGGAGAGGGCAUCAUUAUGAAGGCGUUUGCCCGACCAUUUUAUGUGCUAUUUUCCGAGCCAAUCUUAUCUUUCAACUUGUCUUUACGUAUCCUAUGCCAGCGCUAUUUUCUGUGGGUAUUCCGUUCCAUUUGCAAAAUUAUGGCCGUGACUGAUUUACGAGUCAUGUAUUUCGAGGAGUGCCCGCUGGUUUUCCAAGGAGUGUAUGGAAUGAGCGACGGCAUAGCAGGAUUGGCCGCCCUCCCAAGUACUCGCAGUAGGAGUCUACUUCUCCGAGCUUAUCUGAAAAUCGUUCCUCGGAAAAGAGAGACCCGAUUCCAAUCUCCACCACUGAACAGCAAAGCCGGUUCCUGCCAGGGCGGCUUACCCCGACUGAGAUUGGUAACUUACAGCUUCUUUCUAUGUGGAUCCGAUAAUUUCCCACUCAUCUCAUUGACACAGCAGCAUUCACAAUUCUACAUUCUACCCAUACGGGUUAAUGAAUGCUUAAGCAAAGGCCUAUCACACUUAUAG
This is a messenger RNA of Microsporum canis CBS 113480, 1401 nucleotides long. RefSeq lists its product as hypothetical. Bases 1 to 1401 code for a protein of 466 amino acids. Gene Ontology annotation, molecular function: transmembrane transporter activity. Lineage: Eukaryota; Fungi; Ascomycota; Eurotiomycetes; Onygenales; Arthrodermataceae. The transcript has 9 exons. The record is from RefSeq and is a predicted model, not a curated record. Gene Ontology annotation, biological process: transmembrane transport.